Molecule: messenger RNA, 1096 nt
Organism: Camelina sativa (false flax)
Lineage: Eukaryota; Viridiplantae; Streptophyta; Magnoliopsida; Brassicales; Brassicaceae
Product: protein LEAD-SENSITIVE 1-like
Source: RefSeq, a predicted model, not a curated record
AAAUUCCGUUAGCACCAGUUUGUUCGCCAAAGCCGAAUCAUCAUAUCUCCGCCGCUGACGUAAGAAUCUCCUUCCCUUCUACUGCAAUCUCCAGAAGCAAAGAAGGAAACUUUUUUUUUUUUUUUUUUUUUUGAGAGAGAGACGAAACAAUGGGUGUGCUCACGAACAAGGUCGAGAGAGACGAGCUUAAACCUGGUGAUCACAUCUACACUUACCGAGCCGUCUUCGCUUAUUCUCACCACGGCGUAUUUGUUGGUGGUUGCAAAGUGGUUCAUUUCAAACCUGAGCACAGCUUGAUAUCUUCCACACUAGCUUCUUCUUCCUCCUCGUCUUCUUCAGUUUCAGAGGUUGAUGAUUCUUCAGAAGCUCCUUGCCCUACAUUUCCUGACUGUGGAUACAAACAACCAAAGAGUGGAGUAGUCCUCUCUUGCCUUGACUGCUUCCUAAAGAAGGGUUCACUUUACCGUUUCGAACACGGAGUCAGCUCUUCGAUCUUCCUCUCCAGAUUCCGCGGUGGAACUUGCACAACCGCUUCAUCUGACCCGUUUCAAACAGUCAUCCAUAGAGCAAUACACCUUCUCCAAAACGGAUUUGGUAACUACAACGUCUUCCAAAAUAACUGUGAAGAUUUUGCUCUCUACUGCAAGACAGGGUUGCUCAUUCUUGAUAAGAACGGGGUUGGGAGAAGUGGUCAAGCUAGCUCCAUGCUUGGAGCUCCUCUUGCUGCACUCCUCUCUUCACCUCUCACAUUGUUGAUCCCAAAUCCUGUUGGUGUUGCAACUGUCACUGCUGGCGUGUAUUGUAUGAGCAGGUAUGCUACUGAUAUCGGUGUUAGAAACGAUGUGAUCAAGGUUCCCGUUGAGGAUUUGGCUUUGAACCUUGGCUUUAAAACCCUCAAGAGAAAAAGGAAAGCUUUUGAUACCAGCGUUUCCAGGUGAACAUAGAUUCUAUUAUGUUCAUGGAUAAGUACAUAAGACUGGCCACUGCGUAGUCAUGAUCCUUAGUUUCCCCUCGAUCUCAUUUCUUGUUUGCUAUGGUGACACUGUAAAAAAGAACCAUCUAGAUUCGUUGUGGAUUCCAGUAUUAUCAAGAUUUA